Messenger RNA from Lates calcarifer (barramundi perch), 4432 nucleotides. RefSeq names its product histone deacetylase 6 (gene hdac6). Lineage: Eukaryota; Metazoa; Chordata; Actinopteri; Centropomidae. Gene Ontology annotation, cellular component: histone deacetylase complex. The transcript has 30 exons. The coding region runs from base 98 to 3412 and encodes 1104 amino acids. Gene Ontology annotation, biological process: chromatin organization. The record is from RefSeq and is a predicted model, not a curated record. Gene Ontology annotation, molecular function: histone deacetylase activity; zinc ion binding.
CGCACGAUGACGUCGGUGUGUGUGCGACAGCUGCGGUGCUCAGUUGGCGCUCAGAAAACAAACAGGAACAGGAGCAGAGACGAACUGUGCAUCAGAGAUGCAGCCUGGACCAGAUCCUCCAGGAUCUGGUCUGAAGUCAGUCAGAAGGUCUCCUCGUCUGUCUCCACAGGGCAGCAGUAGCAGCAAAGGGACGGAGGAGAGGAGAGGAGGAAACAGUCUGAAGGAGGUGAAGAGGAGAGGAAGGAUGGAAAGGAGCAGAGAGGAGGAGCUGAAUGACAGACUGCAGACACUGGACCUGUCCAGUAGAUCAGCAGCCAGUGGUACAGGUCUAAUUUUCUCUGAGAUCUUCACUCAUCAUAAGAACCUGUGGGAGCCCAGUCAUGUAGAGAGUCCAGACAGAGUGACGUCCAUUAUAGAGGAGCUGGAGAAACAAGAGCUGCUGUCUCACUGCAUCAGAGUGGAGCCCAGACCAGCCUCAGAGGAGGAGCUGCUUCUCGCUCACAUGAAACAGUAUGUGGACCUGAUGAGAUCGACUCAGACGAUCUCAGAGACUGAGUUACACGCUCUGUCUGAGAAAUACGACUCAAUUUACUUCCAUCCUGAGACCUUCCAGGUGUCUGUGUUAGCCGUGGGUUCGGUCCUGCAGCUCGUUGAUCAGGUGAUGACCUCUGACCUCAGGAAUGGUUUCGCUGUCAUCAGACCUCCAGGUCAUCACGCUCAGGUGAACCAGGCCAGUGGUUACUCUGUCUUCAACAAUGUGGCGAUUGCAGCUCGAUACGCUCAGACCAGACACUCCGUCAGCAGGGUGUUGAUUGUGGACUGGGACGUUCAUCAUGGUCAGGGCAUCCAGUACCUAUUCCAGGAAGACCCCAGCGUCCUCUACUUCAGUGUCCACAGGUAUGAGCAGGGCUCCUUCUGGCCACACCUCCCAGAGUCUGACAGUCGGUUUGUCGGCAGUGGACGAGGUGAGGGGAGAAACAUCAACCUGCCCUGGAACAAGACGGGAAUGACUGACGCUGAUUACAUCGCUGCUUUUCAACAGCUGCUGCUUCCUGUGGCCUACGAGUUUCAGCCUCAGCUGGUUCUGGUCUCUGCUGGAUUUGAUGCUGCAGUCGGAGACCCGAAGGGGGAGAUGUGUGUGAGUCCUCAGUGUUUCCAGGUCCUGACUCACCUGUUGAUGAGUUUGGCUGAAGGUCGACUCGUCCUCGCUCUCGAGGGAGGUUAUAACCUGCAGUCGACAGCAGAGGGCGCUGCAGCCUGUGUCAGAGCUCUGCUGGGAGGAGGCUGUCCUCCUCUGACUCCGCCCACCGCUCCGUCCGACAGCGCUCUGCAGUCAAUCUCUCAGACGCUCUGUGCUCUGUAUCCACACUGGGCGUCUCUACAGGUGCUGGAAGGCAGCUCGUUGGCUGAGCGUGACCUCAUCAGAGCAACAACCAAUGAGCAGAGCAGCAAGCAGACCGGCUCCACCCCAACUGUUGCCGUGACAACAGGCCUGGUUUACGACGAGAGGAUGAUGGAGCACCUGAAUAUGUGGGACAGACAUCAUCCUGAGCAGCCUCAGAGAAUCUCCAAGAUCUUCUCCAAACACCAGCAGCUGGGAUUGGUCGACCGUUGCCAACGGAUACCGGCUCGCCUGGCGACAGAGGAGGAGCUGAGCAUGUGUCACAGUGUGCAGCACGUGGAGCAGAUGAAGGCCACGGCACUGAUGAAACCCAGAGAUCUGCACAAACUGGGAGAAGAGUUUAACUCUAUCUACAUCAACAACCAGAGCUUCCAGUCGGCCCAGUUAGCUGCUGGGAGCUGCUUCAACGCCGUGGAGGCCAUCCUGAGCGGAGAGGUGAGUAAUGGCGUGGCGAUCGUCCGUCCUCCUGGUCAUCACGCUGAGAGAGACUCUCCCUGCGGAUUCUGUUUCUUCAACACGGCGGCGCUCACUGCUCGCCAUGCCCAGAAAAUCUCCCAUCAUUCACCACUCAGGGUGCUAAUUCUGGACUGGGACGUUCACCAUGGCAACGGGACACAGCACAUGUUCGAGGACGACGACAGCGUCCUGUACGUCUCCCUCCAUCGCUACGACAACGGGACGUUCUUCCCGUCCUCGGAGGACGCCGCUGCCGACCGGGUUGGCGUGGGCAGAGGGGCGGGGUGUAACGUCAACGUGGCGUGGAGCGGAGGACGGAUGGGAGACUCUGAUUACCUUGCUGCUUUUCACCACAUCGUCAUGCCGAUCGCUACCGAGUUUAAUCCUGGUCUGGUUCUUGUGUCAGCCGGGUUCGACGCAGCUCGGGGGGAUCCACUGGGUGGAUAUCAUGUGACCCCAGAGGGAUACGCCCACCUCACACACCUGCUGAUGUCACUGGCCGGGGGGCGGGUCCUACUCAUCCUGGAGGGAGGCUACAACCUGUCCUCCAUCUCUGACUCCAUGGCCAUGUGCACCAGCGUGCUGCUCGGAGACCCUCCUCCAUCCCUGGUGACGCCCCUCCCCCCUCCACAUCACAGCGCCGUGGCAACUAUCAGUGAGGUCAUCCGACACCACGCCCCCUACUGGAGGUCGCUGAGGAUACACAUCCCAGAGUCUGUGCGGGCGUCCCUGUCCUCCCUGAAGCAUCGUGGGAAACGUAGUUCUAAAGGAAAAGGCAGGAAGUCAGAGCAGAGCGGUGGAGACAAACCUCCGUUGCCUCGUACAGGAGCGGAGGACACGACGACGGAGCGCAGCCUGGACCAGCUCGCUCAGGGAUUGGCCAGUCUGGACAUCAGUCAGACCUCAGCCAAUCACGUUCCUGCUGUGUCCACUCCAGUGGGCGGGGCCAGGCCGAAGGUCCGGCUCAGCCCGGAGAAGGUCAUCUGUGCAGAUGAAGUGAAGGUGGAGUCUAGUGCAGCUGCAGCUGUGCAGAGCCAAUCAGCAGACAGCGCACGGCCUCAGACGGUUGCCGUGGCAGCACCAGAGCUGGUUGCCGCUGGAGACGAGGUCAGUGGCAGAGUGGGGGUGGAGCCAGAGGCAGAGGGAGCGUGUGGUUGGUCGAAGCCUCAGAUGUCUGUGGAGCUGACGUAUGGAGGACAGACAGACGCACCCACUCUCUACGUGAUCGACCCUCUGCCCUGGUGUCCUCACCUGGACGCUGUUAAGCCCCUCCCCCCCUCAGGUGUAGACGUCUUCCUGCCAUGUCAGGACUGCGGCUCAGAUGCUGAGAACUGGAUCUGUCUCACCUGUUACCAGGUGUUCUGUGGUCGUUACGUUAACGAGCACAUGCUGACUCACGGAACUGUGUCUGAACACCCUGUGGUCCUGAGCUUCUCCGACCUCUCUGUGUGGUGUUACCUGUGUGAGGCCUACAUCCACAACCAGAUUCUGUUUGAGGCUAAAAACGCUGCUCACUGUGCCAAGUUUGGAGAGGAGAUCCCUCCAUGGAGCUGAGGAGGAGCAGGAGGAGGAGGAGAGGAGGAGAUGAAGAGGAGCAGCAUGUGAUUGGACAGGUGAUUGUGUUGCCAUGGAUACCAGCAGCAGUGGUUUGUGGGAAAUGUAGUGACGUCUCCGGCAUCUCACAACUGCCAAAAAACAACAAACUCACAUCCAAAAACAAGAAGAAAAGAAGAGGUUUUUUAACAAAUUUUAACUGCAGAUUGGUGCUGAUCUUCAUCUUCGUCAUCAUCUCACCAUCAUCAUCAGCAGCAGCAGCAGGUUGUCGGUUCAAUUCCCUGAAAAUGUGACCGAUCAUCAGCAGACUGUGGAUGACACGGACAGAAGAAGAAGAAGAGUUUUAAAUUAAGUUUCUGUGAAGGAAACGACAGAAAUUUGAUCAUUUCUUUUUGUUUGUAAAAAAUAUUUGUAAUGCUCCUUUAAUGAUGGAUCAGCUGAUCACAACAUGGUUAGAAAAGAUGAAAUCACCCCCCCCGGUAAUAUAAUGACGUGUCCACACACACCAGCUGCUGUCAGAGUGCACGUCACAUUAUCUACAAACGAGCUGAAAAAAUUUUAGAGAAUCCUGAAACCAGGCGAAACCAGGUGAAGCCAGGUGAAACCAGGUGAAGCCAGGUGAAACCAGGUGAAACCAGGUGAAGCCAGGCGGCUGAUUGGUUCAGACAUUCUCUGUAUGACAGAAACAAUAAAAUAAUCUGCAGACAUUCGGAGGGAAACUGAACUCACUUCCUGUUCACAUGUUUAAAUAAAAAUAAAGUUUUUAAUCCGAUUUUUCUUUUUAACAGAAGCAGCUGGAGAAAGUCUGAAGGUUUAAAAAGCUGAGGUGUGUUUGGUUUCACCACCUGUUUCUGCAGUGAAUCAGGAUCAGAGCAGUUUCUGUGUUGGAGGUGCGUUUGAUUUACAGGCUCUGUCAGAUGUUGGUGGUGUUUGGGUGUUCAGGUGGUGAGAGGUCGUCUGUGUGCUGUGCAAUAUUCUGUUCUUUUCUGUUUUAUUCUGAUUAAACAUGUUCGUAUGUGG